Messenger RNA from Emiliania huxleyi CCMP1516, 552 nucleotides. RefSeq lists its product as hypothetical. Bases 1 to 552 code for a protein of 183 amino acids. NCBI's taxonomy places the organism in Eukaryota, Haptophyta, Isochrysidales, Noelaerhabdaceae. The transcript is spliced from 3 exons. The record is from RefSeq and is a predicted model, not a curated record.
AUGCUGGACCCCCGGGCCGCCUCCGCUGACUCGUCCGGCUAUGAAACCGAUACGCCGGACGAGGUGCAGCAGGAGGCGGUCCGCAGGGUAUGCGGCGCGCUCGGCAUGAGGGAGCAGUUCGAGGCGGCGAUGGCGGCGGGCGAGCUGCUCGAGAUGCUCGAGAGCUUGCCGCGAGGGGCGGUCGAGGCCUCUGUCCGACAGAUGCGGGGUUACAACCGCACGGGCGAGUGGCCAGAGCCCAUUCUCACCAGCCCUGCCCCGCAGCGCGGCCGCUCGCCAAGCCCCGUCGAUGAGUGCUUGGGAUGUCCGUUGUAUUUAUUUAUUUAUUCGGUCGCCGCGUCGCACGUCGAGCCCAUCGACAUGCGGCUGCACGGCGGCUGGGGCUCGGUCGCCGCCCCUCCGCUCGCCUCGGACGCCGCCCAAGACGACGGCGAGACUCUCUGCUGCGCCGUCUCGGGGGCGGCUGCGGACGGCUCUGGCGAUGUCAUCGCCCUCGUCGACAGUGCCAGGCCCUCCUCUGGAGAUCAAUUGCGUAACUAUGUCGCCAUUUGA